Messenger RNA from Prosopis cineraria, 2591 nucleotides. Its product is annotated as beta-galactosidase 16. The record is from RefSeq and is a predicted model, not a curated record. Gene Ontology annotation, biological process: carbohydrate metabolic process. The transcript has 18 exons. NCBI's taxonomy places the organism in Eukaryota, Viridiplantae, Streptophyta, Magnoliopsida, Fabales, Fabaceae. Gene Ontology annotation, molecular function: beta-galactosidase activity. Bases 161 to 2260 code for a protein of 699 amino acids. Gene Ontology annotation, cellular component: cell wall; vacuole.
AAUUCCAUGUAUGCAUGGAUGAAGAGACUGACUCUCUCUCUCUCUCUCUCUCUCUCACGUACAAAUAGGUAGAGAUCAGAAGCGCGCGCGCGCGUAGCUGGUUGGCAAGUUACAAAAGAAGCUGGCUUUAGAGACCACACCAAGCUAGAGUUUUUAAAAGAUGGCGCAGAAGGAGAAGUUGGUGGUGAAGUGGCGGUGGUGGUGGCCUCUAGCACUAGUUUUGACGGCGGCUUGGGGCGGUGCCCAGGGAGGCAAUGUCACCUACGAUGGCAGGUCUUUAAUCAUCAACGGUGAACACAAAAUCGUUUUCUCCGGUUCAAUUCACUAUCCUCGCAGCACUCCUGAGAUGUGGCCUUCCUUAAUUUCCAAAGCCAAGCAGGGAGGCAUAGAUGUCAUUCAAACUUACGUAUUUUGGAACCUUCAUGAGCCUAAACAAGGCCAGUAUGACUGCAGUGGAAGGCGUGAUAUAGUGAGGUUCAUCAAGAAGAUCCAAGCACAAGGUUUAUAUGUCACCCUCAGAAUUGGACCUUUCAUUGAGAGUGAAUGGACUUAUGGGGGUUUGCCCGUUUGGUUGCAUGACAUUCCGGGCAUUGUUUUUAGAUCAGAUAAUGAGCCAUUCAAGUAUCAAAUGCAAAAGUUCACCGCCAAAAUUGUAAACUUGAUGAAAUCCCACAAUCUUUAUGCUUCACAAGGAGGGCCUAUCAUACUGUCACAGAUCGAGAACGAGUAUGGCACGAUUGAACCGGCUUUUCACGAGGGAGGACCACGCUAUGUUCAUUGGGCAGCACAAAUGGUCGUGGGGCUUCACACUGGUGUGCCCUGGGUUAUGUGCAAGCAAGAUGAUGCUCCUGAUCCGGUGAUCAACGCGUGCAAUGGUAUGGAAUGUGGGAGAACAUUCAAGGGACCUAACUCGCCUCAUAAACCUUCAAUCUGGACAGAGAACUGGACAAGUUUCUAUCAAGCCUUUGGUAAUGAACCGUACUUGAGAUCAGCUGAAAAUAUUGCGUAUAAUGUUGCCUUGUUCGUUGCAAAGAAGGGAAGCUAUGUCAACUACUACAUGUACCACGGAGGAACCAAUUUUGGAAGAACAUCUGCUACUUUUAUGAUUACGGCUUAUUAUGAUGAAGCCCCUCUAGAUGAAUAUGGUUUAAUUAGGCAGCCAAAAUGGGGGCAUCUCAGAGACCUACAUGCUGCGAUCAAGUCCUGCUCAAAAACUAUACUUUCUUCUACCCAAGCUACCCUCAGCUUGGGGGGGCAACAAGAAGCCUAUGUUUUCAGAGAGAGCAAAACAGAAUGUGCUGCCUUUCUGGAAAAUAAAGAUAACAGAGAAGUCACCGUCCGAUUUCAUAGCAUUCCAUAUAAACUACCUCCAAAAUCAAUUAGCAUUCUCCCAGAUUGCAGGAGUGUAGCCUUCAACACUGCCAAAGUAAAUGCAAAAUACAGUACCAGAACAAUGAAACCUGUAGUACAUUUUAAAUCAGCUGAACAAUGGGAAGUGUACAAAGAAGCCAUUCCUAGCAUCGUUCACACUACCUUAAGAGCAAACAGGCUAUUAGAUCAGAUCAGCACGGCAAAAGAUAAAUCUGACUAUUUGUGGUAUAUUUUCAGGUUUCGUCAUUCAAAUUCUCAAUCGUUUCUCAGUGCAUCUAGCCAUGGACAUAUCUUGCAUGCAUUCGUCAAUGGAGUUCUAGCAGGUUCUGCACAUGGAAUUCACAACAAUGUAUCUUUCACCAUGAACCGCAAUAUCAAAUUGAGAAAAGGAGUCAACCAUAUUUCCUUCCUCAGUGCAACAGUUGGAUUGCCGGAUUCUGGAGCACACCUAGAGCGCAAAGUUGCUGGAUUGCGCAGUGUCAGAGUUGGUGAUAGAGAUUUUAAUCAUCAUACCUGGGGAUAUCAGGUUGGGUUAUUAGGAGAAAAGUUGCAAAUCUAUACAGUUACUGGAUCAAGUAAAGUUCAGUGGAAAAGGCUCGGAAGGUCAACAAAUCCACUGGGGUGGUAUAAGACCACAUUUGAUGCACCACCAGGAAAUAAUCCGAUAGCACUUGAUCUUGGUUCUAUGGGGAAGGGUGAAGUUUGGGUUAAUGGGGAGAGUAUUGGCCGUUAUUGGGUAUCAUUCGUCACGCCGAAAGGGAAUCCUUCACAGAGAUGGUACCAUAUCCCUCGAUCCCUCCUGAAACCUUCUGGAAACCUACUAGUUCUGUUUGAAGAAGAAACAGGAGACCCCCUUAGGAUUUCUCUGGACACAGUCACAUUGUCAUGAAUGAAUAUCAUUGCAUAUCUGGAUUCAAGGGAAUGCUCUAUCCUCAAUCACGCACUUGCCUUGUUAAUACAUGAUAUGAUGUGCACUACAGAGAGACUGUGAUUCUAUUUAUCUCUCGCAUUUGGAUUAGGGUUUUGAUUAUCCCAAAAAUACGAGAAUUUCAAGUCUCCAAUUCUCCAUACAGACGAGCAACAUUGUCUUCUCCACCGAGAAGAAUUUGUUUUUCAAAUUGGUAUUUACUUUUGGUGAAAGAGUUGGAUUUACCUUUGUCUCUACUCUUUAAUAGUUUAUGUCCAUUCAUCAGUAAUAGAGAUCAAAAUUUUUCACUUUA